Lactuca saligna is the source of this 2049-nucleotide messenger RNA. The record is from the annotation of a GenBank genome assembly. Lineage: Eukaryota; Viridiplantae; Streptophyta; Magnoliopsida; Asterales; Asteraceae.
AUGACAACAAGUAGGAUUAAUGCAGUCGUUAAAGUGUUGUUAGCAUCACAAAAAAAAGCAGUUUAUGACAUGGGAUUUAGUUCAUUGUUGAAGUUAGACGUGGAUGUUGUACCAUGGUUGCUAAAAUAUUAUCUUCUAGAUGUGUACGAUUCAGAAAGCAAUAGACUUGUGAUGGAGAAUGGAAUGAUUGAAAUAACAAAAGAGCUGGUGCAUAAGAUGAUGGAUUUACCAAUGGAAGGGGAUGAUCUGAGUAGAAUGCCUUACUGUGAAACCGGUAAUGAGAUUCUUGAAGAAUGGAAAGCACAAUAUGUAGACAAGAAGUUUCAAGGUGAAGCAUAUGUGAAACAUAUUAGAAGUACAGAAGAAGACAAUAUGAUAUUCAAGUUGAACUUUCUUAUUCUAUUCAUUAACACCUUCAUAGAGUCAAUGGUUGGUGCCUACAAACUAGAAAGGAUUUGUGGAGAAGGGAUGACAAAACAGGCUACUACUCGGGACCUAUUACUUUGUUAUUGGUAUGAAAAUAUAAAGUUGGAGAAAAGGAUACCAUUUAUUUCACAUGUUAAGGGUGAUAAGCUGAUACAAAUACAAGAAAUGGAAAUUAAGUUGGGAGGGUUCGGGAGGCAAUUCAGAGAUAGUUACCUAAAUUAUGAGAGAAUGGGGUGUGAAGAAGAGGAGGAAGAAUCCGAACUUUAUGGGGACAUUGACCCAUUUGUUGCUGUAUUGGAGCACAGUUAUGGUAAAUUGCUAUCAAAGAAGAGUAACAUGGAAGUUGCAUUAAAACAUGGUUUGCAAAAAUUUCCUGAAAGUAAAGUACUGAAAGAGUGGAUAAUUAAGAAAAAUGAGUUGUUUAAUGAGAACGAUUAUGUUAAGGAGAAUUAUAAUGAAAAUGAUAUUCCAUACCAUGGAAAAGAACUUGUUGAAUAUCAAGGAGAUUUGUCACCUAUUAGAGGUUUGGUACGUAAGAGAAAGGAUAUAGAUGAAGGAUGUAGUUAUGUGGAACCACGUAUGGAAAAUGAAUUGACACAUGAUGAUCUUACAAUGACUCAGUUUUAUAAGUUACCAGGUGUGAUGGAUGAAAUGAUAGAUAUGGCAAGUAAAACAGAGAUGAUGUUUUCAAGUAGUAAACGUGUAGAAGAAGAAGAAAAUCCAAUAGUUAUGGUAGGAUUUAAUUCGAAUGAAGGAAGAAAUCUAGAGGAGGAGCUGAACAAUGUUGCAAAUGAAGAUGAUAAUGGUAAAAGGGGAAAAGGGGACAAGAAAUCUACAAAUUUAUUUCAUUCCCCUUUUAUUGAACUAGUGAUUAGAGUUGAUGUUAAGUUGAAGAAUGAGGAUAUUGAUAGGCGCACUUCAAUAUUUACAUCUAAAAGAAAUAAUGGAUUAGUGGAUCCGAUUUGGGAUAUUGGAGUUGGCGAAGUUUUUCACCAAGGAUUUGUGUACCAUUUUAAAAGGGAUGUGUAUAUCCAUUCUAGAAUAAUAGAUUGUUGGGCAGCAUUCCUUAAUAAGAUGGAGGAGUACAGGGACAAAGGAUCGAUAGUUAGAUUGUUCUUGGACACAAAAUUUCUGACUAGUGAAAUUUUGAACAAAUCGGAUGUAGGAGUCGAAACAUGCAGAUUGUUUGAUGGGUUGCUGAGAGUUUACACUAACAAGUUUAAAGUUUUCAUCCCAGUAGUGGAUGUUGAUAUGUAUUAUGUGGUGUGUUUUGAUCUGAGGACAGGAAAGUGCUUCAUAAUUGAUCAUGUGAACCGAAAAGGAAGCGUUGAUAUUGAAACUGUUGUGCAACUACUUAUCAGUAAAAAUCAUUCAAAAGUAAAAGCUUUAAUUGGAGCUGAACCACAUGUGAUGAACAUUCGUUGGCAUGUAGCGAAACUGGGACCAAAUUGUGGAUUAUAUCUAAUGAGACACAUGGAAAGUUAUAUGGGAGAAGGUGAAGGGCGAUGGGAUUCUGGUUUUAUAGGAAAAGGGAAUGCAGAUACAGUUGCACUUAUGAAUUUAAGGACCAUGUAUUUGGCUAGAAUAAUGAAAUCCGAAUUCAAUGUGCAUAAAAAAUGCUAG